UGUGCUGAGGGAGGUCUGCAACUGUGGGACGUUCAUUAGGCGGUGGCCUCUAGGGGUUGGGUUUGUGGGUACGGAGUCCUUGAGGGUACAGGGCUCUGGCGGGGUAACCCAGGGACUAUGGUUACAGGGGCGGAGUUGCAGGGGCGGAGCCUUUAGUGGGCGUGGCCACCCGGGAAGCCGCCCGACCCCGCCCCGGGCAAACUUUUCCUGAGCCGUGGGGGCGGGCAGGUGAGGUCACGUGGCGGGCGGGGCGGGCCGGGCGGACCCCGCCCCUACGCCGGAGUCCGGCGGCUGCUCCGGGGCAGCGUGUGGCUGCGAGGGACGCAGAGUCUAACGGAGCCAUGCCCACGAACUUUACGGUGGUGCCGGUGGAGGCGCGCGCCGACGGCGCCGGGGACGAAGCUGCUGAGCGCACGGAAGAACCCGGGUCUCCCGAGAGCGCGGAUCCUGCCUGCCCUACGCCGGGAGAUGGAAACCCCAGGGAGAACAGCCCAUUCAUCAAUAAUGUGGAGGUGGAAAGAGAGAGCUACUUCGAGGGGAAGAACAUGGCGCUUUUUGAGGAAGAGAUGGACAGCAACCCCAUGGUAUCAUCACUGCUGAACAAGCUGGCCAACUAUACCAACCUGAGCCAGGGUGUGGUAGAGCAUGAGGAAGAUGAGGACAGCCGGAGGCGGGAGAUCAAGGCCCCACGCAUGGGCACCUUCAUCGGAGUCUACCUACCGUGCCUGCAGAACAUCUUGGGUGUAAUCCUUUUCCUGCGCCUGACCUGGAUUGUGGGGGCGGCUGGCGUUCUGGAGUCCUUCCUCAUCGUGGCCAUGUGCUGCACCUGUACAAUGCUGACAGCCAUCUCCAUGAGUGCCAUCGCUACCAACGGUGUGGUCCCAGCGGGAGGCUCAUACUACAUGAUCUCCCGUUCGCUGGGGCCUGAGUUUGGAGGGGCUGUUGGCCUCUGCUUCUACUUGGGCACAACGUUCGCAGGCGCCAUGUACAUCCUGGGAACCAUCGAGAUCUUCCUGACCUACAUCUCUCCAAGUGCAGCCAUCUUCCAGGCAGAGACAGCAGACGGCGAGGCGGCCGCGCUGCUGAACAACAUGCGUGUGUAUGGCAGCUGCGCACUGGCGCUCAUGGCCGUGGUGGUCUUCGUCGGAGUCAAAUAUGUCAACAAGCUGGCCCUGGUCUUCUUAGCCUGUGUUGUGCUUUCUAUCCUGGCCAUCUAUGCUGGUGUCAUCAAGACAGCCUUCGCCCCACCUGACAUCCCGGUCUGCCUUCUAGGGAACCGCACGCUGGCGAAUCGCAACUUUGAUACCUGUGCCAAAAUGCAGGUUGUCAGCAAUGGCACAGUCACCACCGCGCUCUGGCGCCUCUUCUGCAACGGCUCCAGCUUGGGUGCCUCCUGCGAUGAGUACUUUGUGCAGAACAAUGUCACUGAGAUCCAGGGCAUUCCUGGUGUGGCCAGUGGUGUCUUCCUGGAUAACCUGUGGAGCACGUAUUCGGACAAGGGGGCAUUUGUGGAAAAGAAGGGCGUGUCCUCGGUGCCUGUGUCCGAGGAGAGCCGGCCUGGUGGAUUGCCAUAUGUCCUCACAGACAUCAUGACCUACUUCACCAUGCUAGUCGGCAUCUACUUCCCCUCCGUAACGGGGAUCAUGGCAGGAUCCAACCGCUCCGGGGACCUCAAAGAUGCCCAGAAGUCCAUCCCAACAGGGACCAUUCUGGCCAUUGUGACUACAUCUUUCAUUUAUCUUUCCUGCAUUGUGCUGUUUGGGGCCUGCAUCGAGGGUGUAGUCUUGCGAGAUAAGUUUGGGGAGGCCCUGCAAGGGAACUUGGUCAUUGGCAUGCUGGCUUGGCCAUCUCCCUGGGUCAUCGUGAUUGGCUCCUUCUUCUCCACCUGUGGUGCUGGCCUGCAGAGCCUAACUGGGGCACCCCGCCUGCUGCAGGCCAUUGCACGCGACGGCAUCAUCCCCUUCCUGCAGGUGUUUGGCCAUGGAAAGGCCAACGGGGAGCCCACGUGGGCCCUGCUGCUCACGGCCCUCAUCUGUGAGACCGGCAUCCUCAUCGCCUCCCUGGACAGCGUGGCUCCCAUCCUGUCCAUGUUCUUCCUCAUGUGCUACAUGUUCGUCAACCUGGCCUGUGCUGUUCAGACCCUGCUGCGCACACCCAACUGGCGUCCACGUUUCAAGUUCUACCACUGGACCCUCUCCUUCCUUGGGAUGAGUCUCUGCCUUGCGCUCAUGUUCAUCUGCUCCUGGUACUACGCCCUCUUCGCCAUGCUCAUCGCGGGCUGCAUCUACAAGUACAUCGAGUACCGAGGGGCUGAGAAGGAGUGGGGGGAUGGCAUCAGGGGCCUGUCACUGAAUGCUGCCCGCUAUGCCCUGCUGCGUGUGGAACAUGGGCCCCCACAUACCAAGAACUGGAGGCCCCAGGUAUUGGUGAUGCUGAACCUGGACUCUGAGCAGUGUGUAAAGCACCCCCGCCUGCUGUCCUUCACCUCUCAGCUGAAGGCUGGCAAGGGCCUGACCAUCGUGGGAUCUGUGCUGGAGGGCACCUACUUAGACAAGCAUGUGGAGGCCCAGCGGGCUGAGGAGAAUAUCCGGUCUCUGAUGAGUGCAGAGAAGAUGAAAGGCUUCUGCCAGCUGGUGGUGUCGUCCAACCUGCGAGACGGUGCAUCCCACUUGAUCCAGUCAGCUGGCCUUGGUGGCAUGAAGCACAACACUGUCCUCAUGGCCUGGCCAGAGGCUUGGAAGCAGGCAGAUAACCCUUUCUCCUGGAAGAACUUUGUGGACACUGUCCGUGACACUACAGCAGCACAUCAGGCACUGUUGGUGGCCAAGAACAUCGACUUGUUCCCGCAGAACCAGGAGCGCUUCAGCGACGGCAACAUCGAUGUGUGGUGGAUCGUGCACGAUGGGGGGAUGCUCAUGCUUCUGCCGUUCCUGCUGCGCCAGCACAAGGUGUGGCGAAAGUGCCGGAUGCGCAUCUUCACGGUCGCCCAGGUGGACGAUAACAGCAUCCAGAUGAAGAAGGACCUGCAGAUGUUCCUGUACCAUCUCAGGAUCAGCGCCGAGGUGGAGGUGGUAGAGAUGGUUGAAAAUGACAUUUCUGCAUUCACCUAUGAGAAGACGCUAAUGAUGGAGCAGAGGUCACAGAUGCUGAAACAGAUGCAGUUGUCAAAGAAUGAGCGGGAGAGAGAGGCCCAGCUGAUUCACGACAGGAACACUGCAUCCCACACCGUAGCAACGGCUAGAACUGAAGCCCCACCAACACCUGACAAAGUGCAGAUGACAUGGACGAAAGAGAAACUCAUUGCAGAGAAACACAGGAACAAGGACACCGGCACAUCAGGCUUCAAAGACCUUUUCAGCCUAAAGCCGGACCAGUCCAACGUCAGAAGGAUGCAUACUGCUGUGAAGCUCAAUGGUGUGGUUCUCAACAAGUCCCAGGAUGCUCAACUCGUCCUGCUGAAUAUGCCAGGCCCCCCAAAAAGUCGGCAGGGCGACGAGAACUGUAUCCUUUUCCAAUGUUUCCUGGUGGUGGUAGUGAACAGUAUCACAACUAUUGACACUGUCAGGCCUGACCUUUCUUGUUCACAGAGUCUCAACUCUUGUGAGUUGGGGAAGACAGUGAUGGGGGUUGGGGGGGGAAGGCAGACAGUGAUGUGUGGUACAGUGAGGGCUCCACCUAGGCCCAUCAAUGCCAAAACAUGCUUUUCUACCUCUUGUGUAUCAUGCAUGAUCCCAGGGACCUUGGGAGAUCUGGGGACAGAGCUAGGCAAGUGUCAUGGAGUCUGAGCAGACUGGGAGGGCUGGGGAAGUCAGGUCCUUCCUAGUGUUUGAAGGAAGGACAUUGUGUUUCAGCUCCUGAGGAUCAGUGAUGGGCCCUUCCUUACAGUGCUGGGGCCCAAGCACAGGCCCUGGAGCAUGCUAGUAAGCGUACGAUAGCCCUGUCCCAGGGUGCACCUUUGAUUUGCUUCAUACCCGACUGCAUGGUGUGUCCCUGGGUGAUAAGCCUUGACCCAAAGCAGUAUAAGUGGGAACACAGACUAGGUCCUCUGAAUGCCCAGCGAGUGCAGCGUGAUCCUAAGCCCUCCUGAGUAGAACAGUGUCUCACAGGAAGAACUGAGCCCUGGCUGUCCUGCGUGUCCUGCCAUGGUCUCAGUGGCUCUCUGCCACAGGCGCAGAGCUGACAUGGGAACAGUGCUGAGUCUCCCUGCCUAGAUGCAAUCUCCUCUGAUACUCUGAGCUUAGUCUUCCCCAGUGACAUAGCAAGCAGGACAGGUGGCCACAGCCUUGGCAGUUUGUGUUUUGCUAGUGUCAAGACAUCUCGGGUCUUGUCCGACAGCCGCUCUGGUCCAUAGAAUGGCAAGUGAGAGAGAUGUCUUCUUGUUUCCUGGUCAGAGACCACAGAACCACCGGGAUUCCUGUGACCCCGUUACCUAUCGGUUUCAAGUGGAAGGAGUUAAUAACUGGAGACUCCAGGAAUAUCUCUGCCCUCUGGAGGUGGCAGCUUUCUUCCUGUUCUUUCAUGGUACCAGCCUGUCAUUUCCUCGGUUUGGAGGUCGCUAGCCUCUUGGCAUCUUCCCAUCUGUCAUGGGCUUUGGUUUCUCAGGCUGAGUCUGUAAUAGGAACUGCGGUCCUCGAUAUGGCCAGUUAAGAUUGGUAUGGCCUUAACUAUCAACCCAGACAUGGAAUUUCUUGAGGUCUUGACCGAAGGGCUGAACAGGGUCCUCCUGGUCAGGGGUGGUGGCCGGGAAGUCAUCACCAUCUACUCCUAACACCUGAAGCCUGGACACACAUGGAUGGGGUCAGGACUUCGCGAGCUGCCUGUGACCAGGCUGGGGCUCACCAGGUGCUGCUGACUGAUGGCCUACCCUAGCACCUGUUGCCUGGCCAACCAAGAUGUUGCAGUGAUCCUGGUCACCCUGACACACAUGGCUUCCCACAGACAUAAUACUCCGUAGGCUUCCUCCAAGCAGAGGAUGCUACAUGGGGAGUAUCUAGAGCUGUUCUGACAGGAAUGGCUCCUUAACAUUGUCGUGGGCAACGGUAGGUAUACCCAGGGGAUCUGGGGCAGCUCUGGCGCCUCUGUACCUUUCACGAACCUGACAGAUGAACCAGAACACGUGAACAAGCACACAGUUCCUUGGGGCUAGAAUGUCACUGAGCGGUUCUCCAUUGGCUUCUGCCUUCUUCGUUCCUUGGAGCAUCCCUGAUGUGCUUUCUGUACAGUAGGCACACUGAGGACUGUUCACCCUCACGCACACCUCACCUCCUUAUUUCCUCCCCGCUCUCCUCAGACACGGCUCAGGGUACCACUGGAAAGUGACAUAGUGUUUACAGGAUAGGAGUGGGUCACCAUUAGAGCCGGUGGUGCCUGCCAGCUCUGUUCCCAUCUGAGUUGAUGCCCUAGGAGCUCCUGCAGAGAGAACCUUUGUUCUGCAGGGCUCUCUGCAGUGAGCCCGCGUUCUCUUCUCACGGGAACUCAGUCACUUUACUUCAUAAGCACUGAGCUGGGACCUCAAGCGGGUGACUACCGGGAGCCACAGUGUGACAAACAGCAGGAACACUGAGAACUCUGCACAUAGUCCAUGAUGACAGCAAGGCACCUUCCAGAGUGUGAACCAUGCACACAGCUUCACAUAUGACAUGCCGUCCCAUCCCUCACCCUCCUGGAGAGAACAGCCAGGCCCAGCCCAGUACCCUCGGCAUCGGCAGCCACAGCCCUGGGUCUUUCUGGCUGAGUCUCUUGUCUCCUGCUGUGGAGCCUUGCUCAGCCGGGGCCAUGGGCGCCUCUGCACUUUCUAAGGAGCUGACAGAUGAUUUGCACUUUACCCUUGGGCAUUCUGUUCUGUAGGUCAUGGUUUGUUCACAGGCUGUGGGCAACAGCAGUGAUCCGUUCCUCACAUUGUGUGUGGCAUAUUUAUUUAUUUAACCCUCCCUGGGGAAGCUUGAUAGAGAUAGCUUCUGUGUGGAUGCCCCGUGCUGCCAGGCUCUGGGCAUCUCUGGCUUCCUCCGAGAGAAUCAACCCCGUCCACACUCACGACGUUCUGGUUAGGGUAGAAGCCAAGUUUGCACCUGCACAGUUUCUUCAGACUUUGUUAGGCAGCCAGAGGUAGGCUUGCCAAGUAACUGCUGCCCGGUGUGUGUCCCCAUCAGGGUAGUGAUUUCCACACCUGCUUUUGACUCAGCACUGGACUUGGCUCAGACUCCUGAGCCCUCGAUGUCUAGAGCAGAGCAGGUGGGGCGCUGCUCCCAGCUGUCAGGAAUGCCUUGGGCAGGUGGCCCUUUCAGGUUCUGGGUCACUGCUUACAAGAGCUGCCUGUCAAGAGUGUCCAGCCUCCUUAUCUCGCAGACUCCGUGUUCCUGGUAACUGUGGCCAUUCAGAUCAGUUUCAUGUUUUCCUUUUUAUAGGCUUUUGCCUUUGUAUGACUUUGUUAGUAGAAGAGUAAAGUUCUAUAAAAUAUAAAUGUUUAAGGAA
Molecule: messenger RNA, 6471 nt
Organism: Rattus norvegicus (Norway rat)
Lineage: Eukaryota; Metazoa; Chordata; Mammalia; Rodentia; Muridae
Source: RefSeq, a predicted model, not a curated record